Coccinella septempunctata (seven-spotted ladybird) is the source of this 1170-nucleotide messenger RNA. Its product is annotated as protein DPCD-like. NCBI's taxonomy places the organism in Eukaryota, Metazoa, Arthropoda, Insecta, Coleoptera, Coccinellidae. Bases 148 to 795 code for a protein of 215 amino acids. The transcript is spliced from 4 exons. The record is from RefSeq and is a predicted model, not a curated record.
CUACAGUUACUCGGUGACACUUACCCUUUAGGAAUCUUAUUUUUCAUCUUGCUAAAAUUGUGGAUAUUUUUGCAGAAAACACUGGUGAGAUCACUGACACGAACAGCAUAAAAUUAUUUCGAAAUUGACAGGAGCAAAAUUUUCAACAUGAAGAAUUGGUUAGAUCAAUUAAAAAAUGCAAAAAAGAUUGUAUCUGACUACGAAUCAAUAAGAACUGUACUGUAUGAAUUCAAAGACGGUAGACAAUUGGAAGAGGAAUAUAAUCUUCAAUUGAACGUCGUUAGUAGGCGAGCGUGGAAAUUGAAGGAUCAAUUAAACAAAGAAUGGAACGUUGAAUUGGGGGAGCCUCCAGUAGUUAAUGAAGAUUUUACUACAAUACCUAUCAAAGAAAAUUCAUCACAGCCAUAUAUUCGGAAAAGAAAUACAAGAAGAAUUAUCGAAUGGAGGAUAAGAAAUCUUCCAUAUCCUAGUGAAACAUAUAUAGUUACUUGUAACGAAGAAGAUAAGAGUGUAACAGUGAGGACGACUAAUAAAAAGUACUAUAAAACGCUUAAAAUCCCAGAACUGGAGAGGCUGGGACUCUCGCCUGAACAGUCAAACCUUUCAUUCAAAUAUGAUAAAGUAGCUUUAGUUAUCAAAUACAUAAAACCAAUUGAAUUGAUUGAAUUUGACAAAGCCGUUAUAGAAAUGGUCAAAGAACUGAAACCUACAACCAAUUGGUUCGACCCUGAGAUCAAUGACUCGGAAGAACAAGAUGAACCCAUUUUGAAAAAAAGGAAAAUUAUUGAAUUGUGAAGGUUCCAAUAUAUUUCAAAACUGGAAUAUGAGGAGAUAAAGAUGAUAUGUUGAAAGAAGUCGAAGAAAAUGUAUUGGUAUUAUCCAACACAAGAAUGGAUGAUAAAACAGAAGAUGACGUAAGGAUAUAGGGAAGGGAACAUUGAAUUGAAGUGAAUGUCCAGAGAUUUUCAACCCCAUAAACAUACUGGUUCAACAACCAACCAAUCGUUGGAAUAAAAUAUCAAUUAAUAAAAAAUAAUGACGCCCCAAAUAAAUAUAUAAAAAAAAUAAUCUUGUGAUGUAUAAAUAUUUAUGGCAAUGACUGUACAGAAGUCGCUUCAGAUUUGUCAACACCAACUUUCAUCCAACAAGCAUUUUCCCUUGAACCAUGUA